Messenger RNA from Syngnathoides biaculeatus (alligator pipefish), 1886 nucleotides. It is a transcript of the gene kbtbd4, whose product is annotated as kelch repeat and BTB (POZ) domain containing 4. The record is from RefSeq and is a predicted model, not a curated record. Gene Ontology annotation, molecular function: protein binding. The coding region runs from base 119 to 1681 and encodes 520 amino acids. The transcript has 5 exons. NCBI's taxonomy places the organism in Eukaryota, Metazoa, Chordata, Actinopteri, Syngnathiformes, Syngnathidae.
UUUUUAAUGCUCAAGUGGGUGAAGGUAAUGGUCCUGUAUUAAUAUUACCACUUUGUUCAUAUAUCGUUAAAAUCAUUUUUUAAAUUAUUCACGUGAGUUUACCUUACAGUCUGGCGAAAUGGAGUCCAGUGAGGAGGGGGGUCUCAGUGUUGGAGGAGAGGAGAACUACUUCCAGGGCUAUACCUUCACAGACCGCUCUCACUCCAGUCGGGUGGUGAAAAGUAUCAUGGACCUGUGCCUGGAAGAUGGCCUAUUUGCCGACGUCACCAUUGCAGUGGACGGCAAAGAAUUCCACCUACACCGACUUGUGCUGUCGGCACAGAGCAGUUUCUUCCGCUCCAUGUUCACCUCCAACCUGAAAGAGUCCCGUAACCGCUGUAUUGAACUGAAGGAUGUAAGCGCCGCGGUCUUCCAGCUGCUGGUUGACUACAUUUAUCAUGGCACCAUUAAACUGAGGGUGGAGGAGCUGCAGGACACCUACGAGAUGGCAGAUAUGUACCAGUUAACGGCUCUCUUUGAGGAAUGUUCUCGCUUUCUUUCACGGACCGUGGAGGUCAAGAAUUGUCUCCAGGUGAUGUGGCUUGCAGACAGGCACAGUGACCAGGAGUUGUACACGUCUGCCAAACACUGUGCUAAAAUCCACUUGGCCCAACUUCAUCUGACCGAGGAAUUCCUCAACCUGCCGCUCUGUCUGCUCUUAGACAUCAUCAAAGAUGGAGUUCCAACCUCCCAGAAUCCAACUGUGGCUAUUGAGUCAUGGAUAAAUCACAACAGGGUGGAGAGAGAGGAGUUUGCAUGCAUCCUCCAGGAAAAUCUCAAGGAAAUCGGUGAGAACGUCCACAUUUACCUGAUCGGUAAAGAGGACACGAGGACUCACUCCCUCGCCGUGUCACUUCACUGCGACGAGGACGACGCCAUCAGCGUUAGUGGCCAGAACAGCCUCUGCCACCAAAUCACCGCCGCUUGUAAGCACGGCGGCGACCUCUACGUGGUGGGCGGCUCCAUCCCCCGGCGCAUGUGGAAAUGCAACAUGCACACCAUGGACUGGGAGCGCUGCGCGCCGCUGCCCAGGGACCGCCUCCACCACACCAUGGUGUCGGUGCCCGGCGAGGAUGCCAUCUACUCUCUCGGCGGGAAGACACUGCAGGACACGCUCUCCUACGCCGUCAUCUUCUACACGGUAAAAGACAAUAUGUGGACGGAGACCAGCCAGCUGGACAUGGCGGUCUCAGGGGCUGCAGGCGUCAACUUGGGUGGUACCAUCUACUUGCUCGGCGGCGAGGAGAACGACAUGGAUUUUUUCACCAAGCCAUCGCGCCUCAUUCAGUGUUUUGACACGGCGUCUCAGAGUUGUCACAUAAAACCGUACAUGCUGCCGUUCGCCGGAUGGAUGCAUGCCGCGGUCCACAUGGAUGUCAUCUUCAUCGUGGCGGAAGGAGACUCGCUGGUUUGCUACAACCCUUUGCUGGAGAGCUUCACCCGCCUGCGUUUCCCCGAAGCGUGGAGCUGUGUGCCGUCGCUGUGGAAAGUGGCCAGUUGCAAUGGCUGCAUCUAUGUUUUUCGGGACAAAUGUAAGAAAGGGGAUGCGAAGACACUGAAGUUGAAUCCGGCCACGUCGGUUGUCUCUGUUAUCAGAGGUCUUAAAAUCCUUUUGACAAACUGGCAAUUUGUCUUGGCCUAACGUUUCUUAUUUUUAGCUGUGACUGUACAUACUGGACACUACACAGCAAGUGUUGGGAGUAACUCAUUGCAUGGAACGCGAUUAUAUCAUUUACUUGCAAAGUUUCUGUAACUUACUCCAUGAUAGGAAAAAAUCUGUAUUGAAAGCAGUUGCUUAUGUAAAUUUGCCAAAUUACAAUUUUGGUUACGUUUGAAAAAUAGCUGAA